Effrenium voratum is the source of this 1353-nucleotide messenger RNA. The record is from the annotation of a GenBank genome assembly. Lineage: Eukaryota; Dinophyceae; Suessiales; Symbiodiniaceae.
AUGCACGUGGAUGGCAGGAGCUAUGUGAAUGUGAAGCGCAUUGCAGAGAGGCUGCAGUGCUUGCAAGGUUUGCAGCCCGAGUACUACGCCCUGAGCGCCAUGAUCGGGGCGUCCCAUGUGGCGCUCGCGGAUGAGGUUGGGGGAUACAUCUUCAGUCGGAAGCAGCUGCUGCAGCUGCGGCCUGGCUGGGUGGAGAGAUGUGCAGACGAGCUGUCCAACAGCUCCGACGCACAAGGCUUCGGUUGGGAGUGGCCUUCAGGCUUCUACGUGUCUUUGUGCCUUUGGCGCCAGGAGCGCCUCAGGUCGCAGCGCCUGGGCGACCCCGAGCAGGAGGUGCUAAUGCAUUCCAUCCCCAGGGAGUCUCCGCAGCGGCCCCUGAUGCGCCUGCGCCGGCUGCACCCGGCAGGGCAUUGCGUGCUGCUGGUCUCCGCCAGCUUGCCGGCGCUGCCGGAAAUCCAUCGCCGGGUGCGGCUGGUCAGCCCCCUGGACAAGGAUGCCGGCCGUGAAGCUGUACGGGCGGAGGUGGGGUGCUUUGUGCCGAGCUUGAUGGAGCCAGAAGCCCUUGCCCCACCAUGGAGCUACCGGGUGGCCAGGGCCAUUGCAAGGUGCCCACUGAAGUCCGCGCUGGCGUCGCGCGGCAACAUGGGCGUCACAAUGCUGAAGCAGGAGCUCCUGAGGCCCUCGAAGCCCGGAGGUGCCGCUGCACUCCUCCGGCGCAAGGACUUGUGCAUCCUGAUGCCAACCACCGACGCAACGCGGCAGCAGGUGGCCCGCGCUGUAGCUGCUGUGGGGACCUGGGCCAGGCCAUUCCUUCCCAACUCGGAGCGGCGCGGCUCAGGUCGGGUUUUGGCGCUGCUCUAUAGCCAGCGCCCGCUGUUCGAAAGCUGGAAGGAUGCGACCUUGUCUCUACGAGGAGAUCUUGACAUGCGACAUCCAAAGUUCAAUGCGCUGCGCUUCAUUUACAUGUGGCUCACAAUCGCGAUUCAUCAUGCGGCUGGGUGCAGGUUUUGGAUGAAGGCGGACAUGGAUGCUUAUGUCAACGUUCCGCGGCUUUUGCAGACCUUGGGCGCCUUCAAUGCGUCUGAGAAGGUGUAUGCUGGACAUGUGACAUAUUCGCAUGGUCCAGGCUAUGACAGCUGGAACACCUUUGCUCAUGGCAUUGGGUACAUCCUAAGCCGCGCCGCGUUGCAAGCCGCCGUGCCUGGCCUGCGGAGAUGUAUGGAGCAGCUGCUGGGACUCAGGUUGGAGGCCAUCGAGGACAUGCUCCUGGGGGCCUGUCUUCGCAAGGUUGGCAUUCGGCCAAAGGAGCUUGGGCAUAUGAUCUACGACUUCCGCAGGGAGCACCUUGAGAAG